CUUUGACAGUGUGUUCUUCCAUUGAGUCAGCGCAUCGUAAUCAUCCAAAAGCGGUAUUUAAAACAUAUAUCAGUAGGUAAGUAAGGUUAAUAGGUGAUUACAGGAUACCGCCGCAGUCACCAAGAUCUCCUUGUAUCUAUCUAGCUGAAGCCCUGCCAAGUCCCAGCGGGAGAUCUUUAUCGAUAAGCCUACUCACCUCAGAAAUCUUCCACUGGUCACCCAGACAUUGGGUAUACUGAUUGCUGCAUGUAAUGAAGUAAAUCCACGCUGUGAAAUCAAUCUAUGUUCAUCAUAUGAUUAAGCAGAGUGCAUGUGGUGUUUCGGCGGUAGCAGAGUACUAUGUCGUAGCUGGCGCCCCCAUAGGUUGCACCAACUAGUCGUGACGGCAUGCCAGACGAGCCGAUGCAGCUUCUCCACCACCACAAAAGCACACUACAAAGCACGAUCCAAAAUGGAUAAUAGCGUGUCUGGGUACGAGCGAUGGACAAGAGACGCUCUGAUCAAGCGCAUUCUGAAGCUGGAACGUGAAGUCCACGCAAAAGACAAACAGGGGGCGGAAGUAGUUGCGCCCACACCAGGAGCGCUUGCGAAAGUGGCGCCGGUGUACUCAUUUCUCGAGGGCGAAGGAGCUGGAAAUGGUGAAGAAGCAAAGAUAGAAGGCGAGCCGCAGAACAAGAAGCAGAAGAAGAAAGCCGAGCGUAGCAUCGACCCGUCUAAAUAUUCUACGAGACUGGUUGCGCUGAAGCUCGCGUACCUGGGCAAGAACUACGGCGGUUUCGAGUAUCAGCGCCACGGCACCCUCCCUACCAUCGAGGAGGAGCUCUGGAAAGCACUGGUCAAGGCCUGCCUCAUCUUCCCUGAGAAACCACAUGAGAUUAACUGGGACCCAUGGGAGUACUCAAAAUGCGGCCGGACGGAUCGCGGUGUGAGUGCCUUCGGACAGGUCAUCAGCCUUAGAAUGAGGAGUUACCGGCCUCUGCCGAAGCAAGUCGAGGAAACAUCUACGGAGCCUGCUCAGGAUGAUACUACGAAUGAGGAUCCAGAGGAGGGAAAGAAGGCGCCGAAGCGAGAAUUCGACGAUGUAAUCGACGAACUGCCUUACCCGCGCCUCCUGAACCGGCUCCUGCCCCCAGAUAUCCGGAUCCUAGCAUGGAGUCCUACGACGCCCGCCGAGUUCUCCGCGCGUCACCACUGUCGGGAGCGGCAGUACCGGUACUUCUUCACGCAGCCGGCGUACCAGCCGACGCCGCACAGUCUCGAGAACCCUUCCAGCCGCGACAGCAGGAUCAAAGCCGGGAAGCCCGUGGACGGCUGGCUGGACUUAGCCGCGAUGCGGGCCGCGGCCAAGAAGUUCGAGGGUCUGCACGACUUCCGCAAUUUCUGCAAGAUCGAUGGCAGCAAGACGGGGCAGAGCUACGUGCGGCGGAUCUUCGAGAGCGACAUCGUCGAGGUCCCCGGCGCGGAAACGGCGCUGCCACAUCUCCUCGACGACGACUUCAGGAUUCCCUCUGAUUCAUCUUCGUCUGAUUCGUCAGGGAAUUUCCCCAAAGUGUACUACUUCCACGUGCGUGGGUCCGCGUUCCUCUGGCACCAAAUCCGAUGCAUGGUCUCGGUGCUAUUCUCCGUGGGCCAAGGGCUCGAGGACCCCAGCGUAAUCGACGCGCUAUUAGAUAUAGACGCAGAGCCGCGUCGACCAGCCUACGUUCUCGCGAACGAGACACCCCUCGUCCUCUGGAACUGCUUAUUUCCGCGGGAUUUAGACGAUCCGACGCGCACAGACGGGAUGGAAUGGCUAUACGUGGGCGAAGACAGCGUGCUGAACGCGCACGGCACUUCGGGUCUCGUGAACCAUAUGUGGGAGCACUGGCGCGAGCGCAAGAUGGACGAGCUGCUCGCAGGCCAGCUUUUGAACAUCGUGGCGACGCAGGCGGAUCUCUCGCGACAGCUCAACCCGAAGGCACAGCGGCAUGUGCCGAGCACCAACCAGAAGGGCUUCGAGGGCGGGAAUAGGGAGCGGAGUCUUGGGAAAUACGUCCCGCUGCUCAAGAAGCCUCGAGUUCUGGCGCCGCAGGAGGCGUAUGAUAAGGAGGCUAAGAGGCAGGGAUACACAGAUGCGGCGCAUAUGCAGGCGGUUAUUGCGCAGAGGAGGGCCGAGGCCGCUGCCGCAACGGGGAUGGAUAGUGAAGCAGUUCGACCUCAAGAUGCGAAUGUUGAAGCUACAGCGUAGAGCUCUGCAUAUCAUGUUAUUAGAGAUAUUGGAGGGUACAAUCAAACUAUUGUACGGGAAUAUAUAUCAAAUCAGCAUCAGAGCUAAAGCUACAAUAGAUAAGCUCAAGGGGUAUCGUCAACUCCUU
Xylaria bambusicola is the source of this 2354-nucleotide messenger RNA. RefSeq names its product pseudouridine synthase. Gene Ontology annotation, molecular function: pseudouridine synthase activity; RNA binding. The record is from RefSeq and is a predicted model, not a curated record. Gene Ontology annotation, biological process: tRNA pseudouridine synthesis; mRNA pseudouridine synthesis. Gene Ontology annotation, cellular component: cytoplasm; nucleus. NCBI's taxonomy places the organism in Eukaryota, Fungi, Ascomycota, Sordariomycetes, Xylariales, Xylariaceae. The transcript has a single exon. Bases 311 to 2227 code for a protein of 638 amino acids.